Staurois parvus is the source of this 908-nucleotide messenger RNA. The record is from the annotation of a GenBank genome assembly. Lineage: Eukaryota; Metazoa; Chordata; Amphibia; Anura; Ranidae.
GGCCUGUCACCAGCACACACACUUCCUGUUUUUGUGACCUUAACCUUGCAUGUGGAGCGGAGGGAUUGCAGACAGUCAUGACUCUGGUUACCGAUGCCUUUGUGUCGCAGAUAGCAGCUGUGGAACCAUGGCCUGAAAAUGCGACUAUUUAUCAGCCAAAGAAAAGUGAACAGGUUCUGCUUUCUGACAAUGCAUCCUGCCUUGCUGUACAGGCCUUCUUACAAAUGUGCAAUCUGCCAGUCCAGGUGGUUUGUAGGGCAAACGCUGAAUAUAUGUCUCCAUCUGGAAAAGUUCCUUUUAUCCAUGUUGGGAAUCAAGUAAUAUCGGAACUGGGACCAAUAGUGCAAUUUGUGAAAGCCAAGGGCCAUUCACUCAGUGACGGCUUGGAUGAAGUCCAGAGGGCAGAGAUGAAAGCCUACAUGGAACUGGUUAAUAACAUGCUUUUGACAGCAGAGCUAUAUAUUCAGUGGUGUGAUGAAGCUACACUAGAGGAGAUUACUCAGCCUCGGUAUAGCUCACCAUAUUCAUGGCCACUCAAUGUUAUCCUAGUUCUUCAAAAGAAAUGGGAAAUUAAGAGGAAAAUGAAAGCCAUUGGCUGGGCUGGGAAGACUCUGGAACAGGUUUAUGAGGAUGUAGAUCAGUGCUGCCAGGCCUUAUCACAGAGAUUAGGAACCCAGCUCUAUUUCUUUAAUAAACAACCCACUGAGCUGGAUGCUCUGGUAUUCGGACAUCUGUUCACAAUCCUCACCACUCAGCUGACUAAUGAUGAACUCCGUGAAAAAGUCAAGAAUUACAGCAACUUGAUUGCUUUCUGCCGAAGAAUUGAGCAAAACUAUUUUGAAGACCAUGACAGGGACAGUUCCACUGGGUCUUCUACGAGAUUGUCCAAAGGUCCAACACUGCCUUAG